GAAUCUCGUGCUGCUGCGUGAGAGGAAAAUGUUGAUACGGUGAUUCGAAUGAUAUAAAUCAAUGUUUACGAAAUGUAGCUUAAUUAGUCAGCCUUAAAUCUGUCGACUUUGCGAAUUGCACAUGAAAUUAACCGAAAUCUAGAUUUGUGAUGGCUAUAAUGGAAGGACCAUUAAGUAAAUGGACAAAUGUCAUGAAAGGUUGGCAGUAUAGGUGGUUUGUUUUGGAUGAUAACGCAGGAUUGCUGUCAUAUUAUACAUCCAAAGAAAAAAUGGUUCGAGGAGCUCGAAGAGGUUGUGUUCGUUUAAAGGGGGCAAUCAUUGGUAUAGAUGACGAAGAUGACAGUACUUUUACUAUUACUGUUGAUGAGAAAACAUUUCAUUUUCAAGCUAGAGAUACUGACGAAAGAGAUAAAUGGAUUCAUGCUUUGCAAGAUACAAUUUUGCGACAUACUCAGUGUUUUUCUGGUCAAACGAGAUGGAAUGACUUACACUCUGUUUCAAGUUCACUUCUUGAUUUUGAUAAAAAGUUAACAGAGGCGGAUGCCUAUCUUCAACUGCUGAUUGAUCAAAUAAAGGAUUUGGAUAAUGUAAUUAGUCAGUGCUCAUCAGAUGCUGAUAAAACCCAACUCACUGCUGUUAGGGAUAGUGCAAACAAUGUUCUUGAAGCGGUUAAACAUUCCAUUGUUCUACUUCAAAUUGCAAAAAAUACAACUCAUCCUGUUAAUGGAUUUUAUAGUGUUUGUAAUGGCCCUAGCUCAUCAGAAGGAAAAUUAAAGCAAUCUGAUAAAAAUGAAAGUGAAGGUUUGAAGUCAUUAAAUGAGUUCAUUCCUGAUGUGGAAUGUGCUGUAGAAUGUAGUGAAGAUGUUAAUAUUGACAAACUUCAAGGAAAUUUGAAUUUAGUCGUACCAGAAACUUCUUACUCAAGUAGUGAUGAUGAAGACUUCUUUGAUGCUAAUGAGGAUGCAAUCAGUUCAGUCCAGAACCCCAAUAUUGAAACUGCAAACACCGGCGAAGAAAGACGCCUUUCACAUACCCACCGCCUUACAAGUCAAGAUUAUGAUGCUUUGUACGAAGACGACGAAGAGGAAUUAGGAUCUAUGGGAGGACAAGGAAGUGUAAUUAGUCAUUUAUUGUCUCAAGUGAAAAUUGGAAUGGACCUUACAAAAGUUGUUCUUCCAACUUUUAUUCUUGAACGGCGAUCUUUACUUGAAAUGUAUGCUGACUUUUUUGCUCAUCCAGAUUUAUUUAUUACCAUUCCAGAUUUCGAUGAUCCAAGAGAUCGUUUUGUGCAAGUUAUACGAUGGUAUUUGUCUGCAUUCCAUGCUGGUAGAAAAAGCUCUGUUGCUAAGAAACCGUACAACCCUAUUCUUGGUGAAAUUUUUAGGUGCUUUUGGCACAUACCAACCAUUCAAGAAAUAGAUGACUCUCCUAAAUUGGUUGAAGAAGGACCUGUUCCAUGGGCUACACAGGACCACUUAACAUUUAUCGCAGAACAAGUGUCUCAUCAUCCUCCCAUAUCUGCAUUUUAUGCUGAGCAUGUAAAUAAAGGUAUCAGUUGCACUGCUCACAUAUGGACAAAAUCAAAAUUUCUUGGUCUUUCCAUUGGAGUGCAAAACAUUGGACAGGCUAUGAUAAACGUUUUAAAACACAAUGAAGAAUAUAUUUUAACAUUUCCAAAUGGUUAUGGGAGGUCUAUAUUAAAUGUGCCUUGGAUUGAACUGGGUGGACCUGUGACCGUAUCUUGUCCUCAAACUGGUUAUCAUUCAAAUAUUGAGUUCCAUACAAGGCCUAUUUAUGGUGGUAGAAAACAUCGUAUAACGGCACAGAUGUUUGCUCCAAGUGAAAAAAAACCUUUUGUAACUGUAACCGGGGAAUGGAAUGGAAUAAUGGAAGCAAAGUGGUCAACCGGGGAAACAGAAGUUUUUGUGGAUACUAGGACAAUACCUAUAAUAAAAAAGAGAGUUAAGCCUUUAGGGGAACAAGAAAUUUAUGAAUCCAGAAAACUUUGGAAAGAUGUGACUGCUGCAUUAAGGAUACGAAAUGUAGAAGCUGCAACUGAAGCAAAAUUCCUCUUGGAACAAAAACAGCGGCAAGAAGCCAAGGACAGAUUAGAAAACAAGGAAAAAUGGGAAACUAGGGCUUUUCAUGAAAUAGGAGAAAAUUGGAUGUAUGAUAAAUCCCUUCAAAUUCGGCUAUCUAGUAAAGAAAAUCCAAAGCAGUUCGUGGAAGAUGAAGAUAUUUAAAUUAAACAUAUAAUCCCUUUAUUGAAUUUCUUUUUUUAAACAAUUUCAAACCAUAAAUGGACUUAUUAAAUUAUUAAAAUGAUAAAUAAAAAUGAUGAAAUAUUGGUUAAACACACUAAAGUUUUUUUUUUCUCUCUCUCUCUCCAUAUAAAAGUGACUAUUUUAUGCCUUUCCUACACCUUUUCAGAUAUAUUUUAAUUUAUUCAUAAUCAUGCAACUUUAAUAGCUUUUGUCUCCUUGUGAUAACUUUUCAUUGUAUUUAUUCAAUGUGUAAGCUAGUUUUUGUAUGUACAUAUCAAUCAAUUUUCUAUUUUCUCUAAUCCAUGUAAUUCAAAUUUCAUGACGAGCCUCCAAUUCAACAACUUCCAGCUGAAUAUGCAACACAUCACUGAAAAGUGUUUCAAAUAUUUGUUUUUGUUAGAAAAUGUGACAUAUCUUUGUUUUAUUGUUAGAUCAUUUUAAUUUUAUAUUUACUAUUAUAUCAAUAUAAUUUAAAAACCAUUACAAUAUAAUUAGUUUAUAAUGUGUUAAAAAAUUAAGUUUUCCUUUGUGUUGUUGAAAAUUUUGUUAUACUUGUCAUGAAUUAUUUCCUUUUGGAAAAUUUUCAUAUUAUGAUUAUUUAAAAAGGUUAUAUUUAAUGCUUAUUCUCAUAUUUUUUACCCAUUACUAUGCUCUUGUUUUAAUAAUUAUUCUUUCUUGUUUGAAAAAUAGUGAAAUUGAGAUUUAAUCAAAUGUAGGAUGUAAAUACUUUUAAUUCAUUGAGUUACAAAAUUAAAGUAAUUUUUAAAAUGAUGCUUAUAACACAUAUGUAAAAUAAGGUUGGAGUUUCAACAUUGUAGAGCUGAAUUUUUACUUAGUGACUCAUAAUUGAUUUUUCAGUGUAAAAUGAACUUUGAAUCUGGCUGAAUGUUGCUUUUAAAAAAAAAUUGCUCAGUGAAAGGUCUAAUAUCAGGGUUUUGGCAAGUCCUGAUAAUAGGCCCUCAGCAUAAACAAAGAUUAAAAUAAGUCUUACGCAAAAUAAAUAAAUAAAAUAUUUAAUGGCAGUUUAUUAUUUCUUGAAUGAUAUCCAGCCAACCAAAUGUGUUUUAAAAGAAAAAUAAGUAAUUGCACUAAACUUAACUGUAAAUGAAAAAUUAACGGACACUUGCUAAUAUUUACUUUUGCAAUUUUUUUUCUAUCAUUAUAAAUAAUAAGUUGCUUUAAAAUUAAAUUGCAGGUAAUCAUUUAGAAAAGCAUUGAAUUGUAAGUGAAACAAAGUUUUAAAAAAAUUUAAAUAUUAAUUUGAAUUCUGAAAUUUUGAAUUCAAAUUAUAUUUUUCACAAUCACAAGUUGCAACAGGAUCCUACUCAUUGGAGUUAUUGUUUCUAGAAACGGCUCCUGUCCCUCCAAACCUGCCCCUCCUCCUGGGCGGUUACAUGUGUAUAGUGGUGUGUGUAAGCGCGUGUGCGUGCAUUCUUUUGUGUGUGCGUAGACCUGUGUGUAUGCACGCAGGCAUGUGUGUGAGUUUGUAUGUGUGUGCAUGUGUAUGAGCGUCCAUGUGUGUAGGACAUGGACACCACCCACCAGGAGCAGCGGAUUCCAGGGCACGGUGCUCAGGACCAGAGGCCGGUGGUGCUUUAGAGAUCCCUAGUCCAAGCUGAAAAAGGCACCAAAUGCCAAGGACGAUCAAAUGGGAACAAUAAGCAAUCGUGAUUGCUCAAAAAUGUUACAAUAAUCCGUUUAUUCCAAGAAAACAUUGGUUUUUAACUAUCUGCCAAAGAUUUCGCCAAGCUGGUGUAUGAUUGAAAUAUAGUCGGAUCUCCAUGUACAAAAAAAUUCGAUGGGUAGAAAUUUCGAUACAUUGAAGUGAUUUUAAUUUUAGCAUUAUUGCUUCAGAAAUAUUAAAAUUAAGUUUCUUAUACAAAACUCCUGCAAAAGAAAAAAUUGCUGUUAUUGCCUUUUACCUGCUCAUGGCUGAAUAAUACCUUUGAUUAUAGUGGCUCCCCUUUUUUACUCGACAUUAAUUUUCGCAAGGCAAACGGUAUAAAAUGGAAUAAAAUUACCCAAUAUGUUGUGAGAAAUAUUGUGAUACAAAGAGAUUUUCUUUGAUAUAGAGAUAGUUUUUCUAUGUAACGAACAUGGUGAUUUGUUAAAAGUUUGAGCAUGAAAAAUUUCGACACGGAGAAGUUUGAUGCGUGAAGUUUCAACUGUAUUUUGCAAUGAAUUUGCUGUGAAGUAAAACGCCAAAUAAUGCUAACUGAUCAUUUUAAGCUUAGUAACAUUGUCUGAGGCAAUCACAAUUCUCUCCCCUUUCUGUUUGAUUUGUAGUAAAAUUAUUCAGCUUUUUGCUUUUGUAUUUCCUUAUGAUGCUUUAAAAUUUUCAUAUUUCUCACUGGUUUAUCUUCGUAGUUAUUGAAAUUAAUAGUGAAAAAUGAUUUCAAGCUAGCUUUUUUUAAUAGUAAAUUUAUUUCUUUUUUUAGUUCAUCUAUUUUUUUAGCUCAGAGUUUUUUAUUUUAUUAGGACUAAAGUGGAGAAUUUUUCAUUUCAUUAUAAGCUUUUCACUAUAGUAGAGAGAAAUCAAGACAUGACUUGAUUUAAGAUGAGCUAUAGUAAAAUUUAUUCGAUUAGUGUCACAGUAUUUGCUAGGUAGUUUUGUGUUCUAAUUCUGUUGAAACUUUGCCAAGAGGCUUAGAUUGUAGAAAUUAUUAAAAUGAUCUGUAGAGUAUCUUUAUACAUUUAAAAAAUAAAACAAAUCUAUACAUCCUAUCAGAGUAUCAUUUUAAAAUUUUACGCAUUUAAAUGAAUGUUUGCAGAAUUUGCUUAUUUUGUGUUAAUAAAAAUGGUCGACAUGGAAAAAAAAACAACCUUUAACAAAUAUUUCUUUAACAAAUUGUUAUACCAAAUAUAUAUGAAAUUUUUGCCUACAUUAUGUAUACCAUUCAACUAAUUACAUCAAAAAAAUAUCUUUACCACCUGCAAAAAUAUUUUCAAUAUUAUAUGUACUUACGAUUCCAUUAACGGUAUGGAAUUUCAAAAAUUGGAAAAAAUAUGACUUUGUAAAAGUUAAAGUGUAGUAUGUACAAACAUAUAAGUGCUGUGUAUAUAUGAGAAAAGAAUAAAUAUUUCUUUUAUAAUGUA
Uloborus diversus is the source of this 5360-nucleotide messenger RNA. Its product is annotated as oxysterol-binding protein-related protein 9-like. Gene Ontology annotation, molecular function: sterol binding. NCBI's taxonomy places the organism in Eukaryota, Metazoa, Arthropoda, Arachnida, Araneae, Uloboridae. Gene Ontology annotation, cellular component: membrane; cytosol; intracellular membrane-bounded organelle. The transcript is spliced from 21 exons. The record is from RefSeq and is a predicted model, not a curated record. The coding region runs from base 150 to 2243 and encodes 697 amino acids.